AGAGGCGCCGAGCGAUCAACUUGUCACUUUUCGAAGUUCCGUCUUAGUAGUUGCUACACGGCGUUCUACGAAAAUCUGAAGCAUCAUCAUGCCCCCAAAAGCGAGUGGCAAAGCUGUAAAAAAGGCCGGUAAGGCCCAGAAGAAUAUCAGCAAGACCGACAAGAAGAAGAAGAGGAAGAGGAAGGAGAGCUAUGCUAUCUACAUCUACAAAGUAUUGAAGCAAGUUCACCCGGACACCGGUAUCUCCAGCAAGGCUAUGAGCAUUAUGAAUAGCUUCGUGAACGAUGUCUUCGAGCGCAUCGCCGCCGAGGCGUCGCGUUUGGCUCACUACAACAAACGCUCAACGAUCACCUCUCGGGAGAUCCAGACUGCCGUCAGGCUUUUGCUACCUGGAGAACUUGCGAAGCACGCCGUGAGUGAAGGCACCAAGGCUGUCACCAAGUACACCAGCUCCAAGUGAAUUUCUCUUCCUCUGAAGACCAACGGCCCUUAUCAGGGCCACAAAUUUAUUCAAACGUUUGGCAUUUUCACGGUUUCAAUAACUUUAGAAUAAGAAUUCACAUGAAUACGCAUUCACGAAGUUGGAAGAAAAUUUGUAGCAAUGAAUUCUUUUAAUUUUACUGAAUGUACAAAUGAUUUUAGAAAGAUUUACUAAUUUUCUUUUAUCCAAAAAAA
This is a messenger RNA of Monomorium pharaonis (pharaoh ant), 675 nucleotides long. RefSeq names its product histone H2B. NCBI's taxonomy places the organism in Eukaryota, Metazoa, Arthropoda, Insecta, Hymenoptera, Formicidae. The coding region runs from base 89 to 460 and encodes 123 amino acids. The record is from RefSeq and is a predicted model, not a curated record. Gene Ontology annotation, cellular component: nucleosome. The transcript has a single exon. Gene Ontology annotation, molecular function: protein heterodimerization activity; DNA binding; structural constituent of chromatin.